UUUAGUCGUAGAAACUAAUAACAAAACCCCAAAGUUAAAAGAAAAAAAAAGUGAAAGAUGAGUAAUGAAAAAGAAUGAGAAGCAACCUAGAAACAUGGGUUUAGGUAGAAGACACAUCAUCAUCAAUGACAAUAACAAAAUAGAACCAACAUCAUCUAUUUAAUUUCUUCUUCUCUUGGACAAAAGAAGAAUUACUUUAAUCAAUCAUCCAUUAUUGUUAUUGCUAUUAUUAUUAUUACUAUUAAAAUAAACAACAAGUGGUACUCAAAUAUAUACUUUAAAAAAAGUAGAAAUGGAUAGCCCACAAGAGACCUUCCUUGUUCUAACCAAGAAGGCUCCAAGAAACCUCCCUUGGACUCAAAUUUUUCUACCCUUUAUAAUCUCCCUCUUCACUCUUCAUUUUCCACUCAAUUCAAUUCCCUACAAUCAUUCCAUAUAUUCAACAACCAAACAAAAGAAAUUCUUCAUUUCUCUUCCCAACUUUUCCUUUUUCAAAUGGAUACUUCUUCACUAGAUUUGAUAAGGCAACAUCUUCUUGAUGAUGAUGUUGUUUUCAUGGAAAAUUAUUGUACUUCUUCAGAAACAACUAGUACUCUUUAUUCACAAAGCUCAUCAUCUUCUGAGUCUUUAGAAUCAUUUGUCUCUGAACUCAAAACCGAAAGCAACUUCUCUUUUUAUCCCGAGAGUUCAAAUCUUGAAUUCUGUAGUUUCUUCAAUAAUAACUCAAAAAUGGAAUUCAAUCCCUCUGAAUUCCAAGUAAAACCCCAAAAGAAGAAAAGUUUCAACGAACGAAAACCUUUGUUGAACAUUUCAAUUCCUUCUGUCAAGAAAACAGACGAAUCAAAAACAGGGGAAAAUUCAGAGAAAAAGCGAUACAGAGGAGUGAGGCAAAGGCCAUGGGGGAAAUUUGCAGCGGAGAUUCGUGAUCCAAAUAGAAAGGGGACACGAGUUUGGCUAGGAACAUUCGAUACUGCAGUGGAUGCGGCCAUGGCUUACGACAGGGCCGCGUUUAAGCUCAGAGGGAGCAAAGCAAUCUUGAAUUUCCCACUUGAAGUUAGUAAUUUUAAGCAAGAAAAUAAUGAGAUUGAGAAAAAAGUGAAUUUGAAUUCUUGUGGGAAAAGGGCAAGAGAAGAAAUUGAGAAUGAAGACCAAGUUGUGAUGAAGAAAGAGGUGAAAAGAGAACAAAUGGUAGCAACUCCAUUAACACCUUCAAGUUGGGCUCCGAUUUGGGAUUGUGGAAAUGCAAAAGGUAUUUUUGAGGUGCCUCCUUUGUCACCAUUAUCACCACAUCCAAGUUUUGGUUUUUCUCAACUUUUGGUUUCAUAGUGAAAUGACCAAGAAGUUUACGUGAAUAUGCAUGAUAUUUGGACCUCGGUUGUGAUCUUGCUGUCACGAUCCACUGAGAUUUAGACAUCCAAUGUGAUUCUUUGAAAAAAAAAAAAGAUUUGUGAAUAAGUACUUGGAAAAUGAAAAAGAAAGAUGAACCAACCAUUGGGUAUGAGGUGAUUUCAAGUCCAAAAAUUGGGAGCAGAGGGUUUUGGAUUAAUGCAUAUUUUUAAAAUUUUUAAUUUCAUUUAUUAAGGUUUAUUUCAUGUAAUCAUGUAAAUAUGACUUCAAUUUGGAAGUUUUGUUUGAUUGGUUUAUCUAAGUAAGAAGGUUAAAAUUCA
Molecule: messenger RNA, 1667 nt
Organism: Capsicum annuum
Lineage: Eukaryota; Viridiplantae; Streptophyta; Magnoliopsida; Solanales; Solanaceae
Product: ethylene-responsive transcription factor 5-like
Exons: 1
Coding region: 496-1326 (276 amino acids)
Biological process (GO): regulation of DNA-templated transcription; ethylene-activated signaling pathway
Molecular function (GO): DNA binding; DNA-binding transcription factor activity
Source: RefSeq, a predicted model, not a curated record